Molecule: messenger RNA, 1519 nt
Organism: Prorocentrum cordatum
Lineage: Eukaryota; Dinophyceae; Prorocentrales; Prorocentraceae
Source: the annotation of a GenBank genome assembly
AGCCACGGUUUUGUGGCUCAAGGUGUUUGCAGUUUCUGUGGCAGCAUGUCUGCUGCCAGCCGAACCCCUGAGGGUUCGCCGCCCCCGAGCGACCGCUUGACGGCCAAUCCAAUGAUCUCAGUUGCCGAUAUCCAAGCUGGCCUCAGCAAUUUCUUGCGCGAUGACUGCCCCAAUCGGGACAUCAAUGGGUUUCUGAAGGUGGUGGUGGACCAUGGCGUGACCUGGCGCACAGCUCCCAAAGCGAACGUCCUUGCCAUGGUCAGUCCGUUGUUCGCUGCCCUGGCCCCAGUAAUCCAGAACGGUGUAGCGCCAGGAAUGAAACUCGAGAAGGCCCUUGCAGCGUGCGACAAUGAGAAGAAAUGCAACUUCACUCCCGCUUCCCAGACAGAUUUCACCAACAGCAUUGCGGAGGCCAUCAAGAUGCUCUGGAUGGACUUCCGCACCGUCAAGACGAGCUCCGAGGGUCGGCGGCGCUGCUACUUGGGGGCGUCGCGCACUGAGGUGGAGAAGAUCACGAAGGUCCUCGAUCUCAUGACGCAUCUCCCUUGGGACCUCAACGACCUCAAGGCUAAGGCUAAGGCCGAUGCCGACGGUGCUGCCGACACUCCCGACGUCGAGAGGGCCCCUCCGACUCGCUCGGGUUCGGCAGCGUCUGGGCUGGGCAACGUCGAGAAGGAGAUCGAGUACGAGUCCCUCACGGAGAAGUUCGCGCUUGACUUGUCGAGUGCGUUUGCUGACCUUGCUAACCUUUCGGCGCCCAGCAGUUCGGAUGAGCAGGUGAGCAAGGUCAAGCGCCCGUCUGGCGUUACCGACUGCGACUGGGACAUGCUCGAGGUAGUGAUGGAGAAAUCAACGACUGUGCCGACGAAGCCCAUUCGCAUCUUGAAGCCGAUGAAGCGCGGCAAGGGCAAGGGCAAGGGCAAGAAGAGCAAGGACGAGAGCCAGAGGGGCGAGGGCAAGGGCGCGAAGAGCAAGGACAAGAGCAAGGUCAAGAACCAGAAGGGCAAGGGCAAAGGCAAAGCCAAGGCGAAAGCCAAGGCGAAAGGCAAGGCGAACGCCAAGCCGACAGCCAAUGCGCCAGCCCUGGCGUCCCGCGAGGAGGUGGAGGCGGCGCUCGUGGCGAUGGAGCCCCCCGCUGCGGGCGAGGAGGUCCUGGCACCGAUCGCCGACGAGCGCGGCGGCGGCGGCGGCGGCAAGAACGACUAUUGGAGGCCCGAGACCGAGGAGCUCCGCAGGCAGUACCGUGAGAUGGGCUGGGGAUGCUCAAAGUGCAGGUGGAAGGGCACCUGCGCAACUUGCUACUCGAGGCUCGGUGAGGAAGAAGGCAAGAAGGAGAAUCUGGAUUAGGCAGCAGUCGUCAAGCUUUUCGGCGCAGUGCAUCUGCGCGCGGGUCGUGGCUAGUGAAAGUCUGUUUCGGGGUUAGGCUUUGCUGUGCGAUAAAUAGCAAUGCACGUUCGAACUUGAAGGCGAUCGCCGCCUACGCGUUCUGGAAAAUACCACAUAUACAAUGUUGUUUCAC